Papaver somniferum (opium poppy) is the source of this 5223-nucleotide messenger RNA. RefSeq lists its product as uncharacterized. Lineage: Eukaryota; Viridiplantae; Streptophyta; Magnoliopsida; Ranunculales; Papaveraceae. The transcript is spliced from 3 exons. The record is from RefSeq and is a predicted model, not a curated record. Bases 1 to 5142 code for a protein of 1713 amino acids.
AUGGCGCCGAAAGAGCAUAUAGAAGAAAUAAGGAAAGGGAAGUUUUCAAUAGGAGCUAAAGAACCUAAUCUUUUAACUGAGGAUCUUCAUCAGGCUGUCAAGAACCUCUCAGCCGAAUUAUAUGCUAAAGAUGUUCAUUUCCUUAUGGAAAUCAUCCAGAAUGCUGAAGAUAAUGAGUAUCCGGAUGGGGUGAAACCUUCGUUGGAGUUCGUAAUGACUACUACGGAUAUCACAGCCACUGGUGCUCCUGCAACUCUUCUAGUAUGCAACAAUGAAAAGGGAUUUUCAUCGAAGAACAUUGAUUCUAUCUGCAGUGUUGGACGUUCUACUAAAAAGGGACAUAGAGAACGAGGUUACAUUGGAGAGAAAGGUAUUGGUUUUAAGAGUGUGUUUCUUAUCACUUCUCGGCCAUAUAUCUUCAGCAAUGGGUAUCAGAUAAUGUUCAGUGAAGACCCAUGUCCAGAAUGCAAUGUUGGAUAUAUAGUCCCUCAAUGGGUGGAGGAGCACCCCACAGUUGCUGAAUUACAACAAGUAUAUGGAUCUGCAAGGUCUCUUCCAACCACUAUCAUCGUUUUACCUCUGAAGCCAGAUAAAGUUCAUCCUGUGAAGCAGCAACUCUCAAGCAUACACCCUGAGGUGUUGUUGUUUCUAGCAAAAAUCAAAAGGCUUUCGGUUAGAGAAGCAAACAAAGAUCCGAAGCUCAAUACGUUGUGUGAGGUCUCAAUAUCCAGUGAGACUGAAUUUGUCUCUAGGAAGAAUGUUGAUGCUGAGUCAUACACUCUUCAUCUCUCGGCCGAGGAAAUCAGUACUUCAUCUGAAGCAGAAUGUAGCUAUUAUAUGUGGAGGCAAAGAUUUCCUGUAAAGCUGGGAAACAAAGUGGAAAGGAGAAUGGAAGUAGAGGAGUGGGUUAUCACUUUGGCACUUCCCAUUGGGCAACGUCUGAAUCGAGGGAUGAGUUUGCCUGGUAUCUAUGCUUUUUUGCCAACUGAGAUGGUUACAAAUUUUCCCUUCAUCAUCCAAGCAGAUUUUGUUUUAGCAUCGUCGAGGGAAACUAUCUUACUAGACAACAAAUGGAAUCAGGGUAUUCUUGACUGUGUGCCCUCGGCUUUUAUCAGUGCCUUUGUUUCUCUCAUCAAGUCAUCUGUUGCAGCUCCAGUAUCUACUCUUGCCAAUAUGUUCACUUUUAUACCGAUCAAUCCCUCUUCAUAUCCGAAGUUAAACACGGUGAGGGAUGCAAUUAAAUUGAAACUCAUGGAAGAGAACAUUUUGCCAUCCCAAACCAACAGCACACAGAAGUUCUUUUACAAGCCGGGGGAAGUUGGUAGACUUUUACCUGCUUUCUGGAAUAUUUUGGAGAAGGCAGAGAAGCAAGGUGUGAGCUUACAGAAUCUGUCUACCCAUGGGAAGUACGUCCUAAAUUCAGCUUUUGAUAAAAGUAUGUAUGAUAAUGUAUUGAACUUCUUGGAAGUUAAAGCAAUGGAAAAUGAAUGGUAUGCCAAGUGCAUCCGAGGUUCUAAUCUUGUCACGGGAGUAUCAGAGAAUUUAUACAUUGAGAUCCUACUCUUUCUGUUUGAUAACUGGGGUACACAUUUUCAGAAUACAGCCAUCAAGAACAUACGUCUGUUGAAAUAUAUUGGUGAAGAUGGGGUUGUUUAUUUAUUGAGCAUAGCUGAUGCAAUGUCAAAGCAGGGUAAGAAAAUAUGUUUAUCAAAAGAUUCUCACCAUGUAUCCUGGCUCAUUGAUUGGAAUAAUGAAUUCCGGUGCUCGUUGAAUUAUCAUUUUAUUCCCAAAUCUACUCAAGAGGCUUUGCAGUCAUUUCCAAGGAGGGAGACGAUAAGGACUUGGCUGAUCAGUUUGGGAGUACGUGUUUUUAACGUCUUUGAGUAUGCAGAUCUUCUUUGUUCUUCUAUUCACAGUUCCGGUAGUAAACUUGUCAUUACCUCUGCACACUUCUUGUGUCACUCGUUGCGCGGUAACUAUUUAUCUAAAGCAGAAGUGAAUAUGCUGUGCAAAAAGUUGCCAUUGGUUGACAAGUAUGGCAGUAUCACCACACAAAGAAGUGGGGUUCUUGUUCCAGCUCGUGAUAGUAACUGGUUUGCAUUGAUGGGUACAAAUCCAUGGAGAGGAAACCGUUAUGUUGAAUUAACUGAAGAUUACUUAAAAAGUGGUAAUUUUGCUGGUUCACAUACAAAAGAGAAACAACUAAUGGCAUUUUUGAAAGAACAUGUUGGAGCUUCAGAUAUCCCCCACACAUGUCCUCCUGAUGACUCUUUGCCAACUGUCGAAUCUCCUUUGACGAUAGCAAAUACUUUUCUACUGUUAGAUUGGAUUCGGAGCUUGAGGUCGCAGAGAAAGCUGGUUGAUCUAGGGAAUUUCUUGAGAUCAAUAAGAAAUGGAUGUUGGUUACAGACGUGUUUGGGUGACUCGACGAGCUAUAGCUAUCCUCCAUCAAAAUCCUUCCUCCUUACCACGUCACACGGCAGCCUACUACAAAAUGGGUCUGAGCUGGUUGAUAUUCCGAUGGUCGAUAUUCAUUUCUACGGUAGUAGAAUCAAUGAGUACAAGGAAGAGCUUAAAGCCAUUGGUGUGAUAUUCGAAUUCGGUGAAGCUUGCAAAUACAUGGGUAAGCGCCUCAUGCAUCUUGCAGCUAGCUCAAAUUUAAAAAAGUCCAACGUGUUUUCAAUCCUUAAAUUUGUAAGGCUUUUGCGACAAAAGUAUCUGCCUCUUGAUGAUUUUGUCAAGGCCAUCCAAAAAGAUAGCUGGUUAAAGACACUGAAAGGGGACAUGUCUCCAGUUGAUUCCAUUUUAUUUGAUUCAGAAUGGAAAGUUGCGGCACAAAUCAGUAGUCUUCCUGUAAUUGAUAAUGAAUAUUAUGGGAAAGAUAUUUCUGGAUUCAAAGCGGAACUUAAGUUGCUUGGAGUGAAGGUUGAAUUUCAGAAAGAUUACCAGAUUGUCGUCAACUCCUUCAAAAUGCCUCCAUCACUUACAGUGGAAGCAACUUUUUUGAUACUGGAAUGUGUUCGCCACACCAACUCAUCUACAUUUCUGAGAGUGCUUAAAGAGCAAAAAUGGUUAAAGGCUGGUGUUUUAAAAUCUCCAAGUGAGUGUUUUCUUUUCGAUGGUGAAUGGGGUUGCAUUCUGAAGGUUUUCAGCGGGUUUCCAUCAAUCACUGAACAACAUUAUGGACCAGAUAUAGUUUCUUACAAGAACGAGCUGAAAAAACUUGGGGUUGUAGUUGAUUUCGAUGAAGCAGCCAAAGUUUUUGCUGGUCAGUUUAAGCAGCAUGCAUCUUCAUCAUCAAUUACCAAGGACAAUGUUCUAUGUUUUCUUUCAUGUUGCAGGCAACUUAAGAAAGCGGCCCGUCGCUUACCAAUGGAAGUCAACAAAUGCUUACGCGAGGAGAAGUGGUUGCAGACUCGUCUAGGCAGAAGAGUACCUAAAGAAUCUAUACUGUUUCAUUCUGAUUGGGAGAUCCUCUCUUCGGUUGUUUCACUUCCUUUCAUUGAUGACAGUGAUUCAGGCUAUGGUAGGGGGAUUCUGGAGUACAGGGAUGAGCUGAAGGCAAUUGGAGUGGUUACUGAAUUCAGUUCGGGCAUGCAGUUUGUGGUUUCUGGGCUCAAUAUUCCCACUAACCCAAGUGAUAUCGCUCCGGCAAGUGCUCUUUCCCUUAUGAAUUGCAUCAAGAUGUUGUUGAAGGAGAACAAUGCUUUACCAGAAGAGUUCCUUAAGCGUGUGAACAGAAGAUGGUUGAAGACUCAUAUGGGUUACAGAGAUCCGGGAAGUUGCUUGCUGUUUGAUGCGAAAUGGAAUUCGCUAUUACAACCUGAGGAUGGGCCUUUCAUCGAUGAUGCAUUUUAUUGUUCUAAAACUGCAUUCUAUUCUAAAGAGCUCGAGGCCAUAGGGGUGACAGUAGACAAUCAACAUGGGUGCUCGCUGAUCGCCAGUCAUUUGGAGUCUCAUUCUCAGUUUACUGUCAUUUCUCGUAUCUACAGAUGUAUGUGUCAUUUCCACUGGGAGCCUAAAAAUGGAGCUCCCAAAGAGCGUGUUAAUGAAGCAUCUGGACAGAUCUUUAUUCCAAAUGGAAGCAACACGGGGCAGUGGGUGUGCCCAGAGGAUUGCGUCAUUUAUGAUAAGGACGGUCUGUUUGGCUUCCAGUUGAAUGUCUUAGAGAAGCACUACGAGAAGGACUUGCUCAAUUAUUUCUGCAGUGCAUUUGGUGUUCGUCGAUAUCCUAAUGCUGAUGAUUACUGCAAGCUUUGGAAUGGAUGGGAAAGUAAGAAAGAGAAGUUAACAACUGCGGAAUGCUGGGCUUUUUGGCUUUAUAUAGCUCGGCACUGGAAUUCGAAGACAGAGAAGCUUCUGUCAGAGAAGUUGUUGAAGUUGCCAGUGAGCAGUAAAGACUCGGGUGACAUUCUUUUAUUCGACAAGAACGCGAUAUUAAUUCCAGAUGAUUUGCAGCUGCAAGAUUGUUUAGAGAAGGCUUCUCCAGAUCCUUUAUUUGUUUGGUAUCCUAAGCCAAGUUUUCCUUCUGUGACUAAGAGUAAGCUGAAUGAAAUAUUUGCUAGCAUUGGUGUUCCGACGAUUUCUGAGUCCGUGAAGAAAGAAGGAACUUCACUGCUGGAUACUGCAGAGCUCAAGCAAAUUACUGCGAAAGGUUCUUUUAUCAAGAGAGGUCUCAUUAGAAUCAUACUUGCUUUUCUUGCAGAUCCUUCUCUUGAAAUUGAUUUCGAGAAGAGGCGUCAGAUGGUAACUUAUCUUCUUGAUCUCCUGGUCUUUGAGACUGAAGAACCAAUAACAGCAAGUUACGGCUUAAAACUGUCUACUGGUAGCACUCUAAAGGUCGAGGUCAGCCAAAUGAUUCGGUGGGAGCGAGAGAAUAUGAAGCUCUUUACUCAAAAGGUGAAUAGGUCUACAUCUGGGCAUAAGGAAAAUAUUGCAUAUGCAACCUACUUUUCUAAAGUGAUUGCUGAGGGACUCAUGUGGGAGAAAGCAGAUCAAAUUGCGGGUCUGUGUGAGCUGAUCAAACUCGGUUGGCUAUUGGACUUUGAAGAGGAUGCAAUCAAUUUCUUGUUGAAGAGCAAAAAUCUGCAGCUUUGCUACGAAGACGAAGAGUUCAUCAAGUCUGCAUUUGCAUUAGAUUAGUUGUUUGUUUAUUGUCCCAGUUAUCCUUCUACUUUGCAUUGUGUUCUCUUUUUUAAUUUCUGCUAGUUGUUCUGCUCAUGU